This is a messenger RNA of Scleropages formosus (Asian bonytongue), 1893 nucleotides long. RefSeq names its product calcium-activated potassium channel subunit beta-4-like. NCBI's taxonomy places the organism in Eukaryota, Metazoa, Chordata, Actinopteri, Osteoglossiformes, Osteoglossidae. Gene Ontology annotation, biological process: detection of calcium ion; potassium ion transport. The record is from RefSeq and is a predicted model, not a curated record. Gene Ontology annotation, molecular function: potassium channel regulator activity; calcium-activated potassium channel activity. The transcript is spliced from 3 exons. Gene Ontology annotation, cellular component: voltage-gated potassium channel complex; membrane. The coding region runs from base 935 to 1567 and encodes 210 amino acids.
CCCCCGCCAAAAAAAAAAAAAAAAAAAUUCAUAACUCCACCGUGUGCUAUUUUUGGUCCCCCAAAUUCUGUACUGACAAGAUUAUUAUAUAUUCUGUAUCGCAUUCUAUCUAUGUGAAAAUGUUAUGGUACAAAGCGCAUAAUGUAAGUCGCCUUGGAUAAAACAGUGUAACCACAGUAAAAGUGCGAAUGGACGUGGCGGCCGCGCUAAGGGCUUCGCGAUGACGGACUGCGCACAGGACAGAAGAGCCGUGAGGAGCCACGUUCACGAGAUGAUGAUGAUGAUGAUGAUGAUGGGGAUGGCGGUGCUGAUGGAGACGGUGGAGGUGAUGGUGAGAUGAUGGUGGCGAUGAUGAUGCUGAGAUGCUGAUCUCCUCCGCUGCGCUCGUGGCGCGGAACCCGUUCGUCCUCAGGGCUCUUUCCGCUUCGACGCGAGGACAGCGGCUGGACUGGUCCGGAUUGUCCAGAGCACCGCGACGCAUCCUCACCCUCAUCCUCCUCCUCCUUCUCGGAUCCCCGCUCCAGAGCUCUGCUUACCGGGAUCCCUGAGCUAUUUCUGCGUAAGAAGCUUAUAUCCGGAUCCCAGAUGUACCGUCCAGCCUUUCAACAAAAUCCAAAAAAAAAAAAAAAAAAUCUGCGUGGACUGAUGUGAUGAUCAGCGCGUGACGGAGGGCGGGGUAAGGAGCAGCCUUUUUUCUUUUCUUUUUUUCCAUUUUUUUUUUUUUUUUUUUUUUUUACUCCGAAGCGCAGUAAAUCAAGGGCUCCGGCAUCCGAGUCGCCGGUCCAGCGGGGAACAGAAGUUCGGAAGGGGGGGACGCAGUCGUGUAUGGUGUUGCUCUCGGACGGGGGGGGAAGAGAGAGACGGGGAGAGGGAGAGCGAGAGAGCGAGACCCCACGCAGUUGAAUGCGCGCGAUCGCCCCACGCGCGCGCACCCAUGGCGAAGAUCAGGGUGUCCUACGAGUACUCGGAGGCGGAGGACAAGAGCAUCCGGCUCGGCUUGUUCCUCAUCGUGUGCGGCAUCGUGUCCCUCUUCAUCCUGGGUUUCUGCUGGCUGAACCCGGCCCUGCAGAGCAUGCGGAGCACGGCGGCCAACUGCACCGUGGUGUCCGUGCGCCGCGUGGACGAGCUCUUCGAAUGCGUGUUCACGUGCGGCGCGGACUGCCGCGGCACCUCCUUGUACCCGUGUCUGCAGGUGUUCGUCAACAACUCCGAGUCCAACUCCGUGGCGCUGCUGCACUACGACGAGCAGCAGCUGGUGCUCAACCCCAAGUGCUCGUAUGUCCCCCCCUGUGAGAGGGACAACCAGAAGAACAAGGAGAAGGUGCUGCUGUGGCAAGACUACUGGACUGAAGAGAUCAGCUCACAAUCUUUCACCUGCUUUUUCAAUCAGCAGCGGAGGCCGGACGACGUACUGUGGAAGCGCUCUCAUGACGAGAACGUGCUGCUGCACUGCGUACUUUGGCCCCUGGUCAGUCUUCUGCUGGGCACGCUCAUCGUGCUGCUCACCAUCUGCGCCCGCAGCCUGGCCGUGCGUGCAGAGGCCAUCCAAAAGCGCAAGUUCUCCUAGGAACCGGGAGGGGGCUCCGGCUGGUCCCGUUUCCAGAGACUGCGAGCGCUAUGCUAUGGGCGCUCCAUCAUGGACAUGGGAGGUCUUUCUCAGUGCUUUCAGGUGGCACAGGAUCGCAACCUUGUUUCAGAUGUGGCUCCUCACCUCCCCUCACUGUGCUGGUAACUGUAUUCAGUCUGGUGACUGAAGGGUUUUGAAUGUGUUUCCUGUUCGUCUUCAUCACUGGGUCACGUUUGUUGUGUAACAUCUCUUGUAUUCGUUCUGCUCAAAAACCAGGAGUAGAAUCUUCCUGUGGAUGACGAGAAAACUGUCUUGCGGUCCUGUGU